Asparagus officinalis (garden asparagus) is the source of this 714-nucleotide messenger RNA. Its product is annotated as DNA mismatch repair protein MSH6. Gene Ontology annotation, biological process: mitotic sister chromatid cohesion; DNA repair. Gene Ontology annotation, cellular component: nucleus; chromatin. Lineage: Eukaryota; Viridiplantae; Streptophyta; Magnoliopsida; Asparagales; Asparagaceae. The record is from RefSeq and is a predicted model, not a curated record. The transcript has a single exon. Bases 154 to 714 code for a protein of 186 amino acids.
GUUGAGAAUCCUUCAAAUUUUGGAAGAAACAAAGGAAGAUGGCCACCUAGGUCAAAGGCAAGUGCGAAGAGUACUGAUGUUGAUGCAAUAGCUCAGCCACCUGUUUCUGCAUCUGCACAUAUAGAAACUUCAGGAAGGAAAUGGAAGUCACAUAUGAAGCAGCAAAAGGAACAAGACACUGCAGGAAAAGAUAUAGAUGGAGAACAAACUUUGAAGGACAUGGAUUCUUCACUGAGGUCUACUUCAAAGGCACCUAGUGUAGAUCAAGCCGAUUUUGAUGAUAGUGUUAAGCUAAGGUCUAGAAGGAAGCACCCUCUCAAGACAGAAGAUAUAUCUUAUACUCCUGAUAACAAAAAGAAACAGGAUGCAAGCCUGGUUGGUUCCAAGAUCAAAGUGUGGUGGCCGGAUGAUAAGGAGUUUUAUGAAGGCGUUGUCGAUUCAUAUGAUCCUGAUACAAAGAAACAUAUGGUUGCCUAUGAAGAUGGUGAAAUCAAGGUAUUGCUGCUGAUGGACGAGCGCUGGGAACACGUCGAAAGUGACUCAAGAAAAGAUGUGGGGAAACGGAAAGCCGAAGGGAAUGCAGAAAUUUCUCAGAGCAAGAAGGUGAAAGGCAGUUCGAGUACAACAUCAAAACAAUCCAAAUCGCAAGCGCAAUCUAAAAGUGGCAAGGAUUCAGGCAGCAAAGAUGUUUCAAGACCUAGAGGUAGACCGUGA